Molecule: messenger RNA, 2338 nt
Organism: Carcharodon carcharias (great white shark)
Lineage: Eukaryota; Metazoa; Chordata; Chondrichthyes; Lamniformes; Lamnidae
Product: E3 ubiquitin-protein ligase NEURL3
Exons: 3
Coding region: 49-879 (276 amino acids)
Molecular function (GO): ubiquitin protein ligase activity
Source: RefSeq, a predicted model, not a curated record
GCAUCAGCCCAGGUAGGGAGAGACAAGCUACCCAACAAAGACAUCUACAUGUUGGUCAGCAUGGGAAACAGCUACGUCAAGAAAGCUCCAGGAGAACAGGAGCAAAGAAAUGGCCAAAGGUCUACCUGUGGAAAAAAGGCAAAAUAUCUUCAAAAACCAACUACCUCACUCAGUCCCCUUUUUUUCCAUCCGUACACCAAGGGGACACAGAUUAAUAUGGAUUCAUCCAGCCAUCGUGCGUGGAGGAAAUCUGGAUUCUGUAAUGGGAUCACCUUUACCAACCGUCCAAUCCUUAUCCAGGAAAAAGUGAGACUGAAGAUCACAAAGACGGAUGACUCAUGGAAAGGGGGAUUGCGACUAGGCUGCACGAGCUUUGAUCCCUCCCUCAUGGAUCCCAAUGCUCUUCCAAAGUUUGCAUGCCCAGACCUAGAGAAAGCACAUGGCUUCUGGGUCAGCACAUUACCCAAUGAGUGUAUGCAAGAGGGAACUGUCAUCUCAUUCUGGUUGAACAGCCAAGGCCAUUUCCUAUACACUGUGAAUGAAGGGAGGGAGUACCUCCUUAUGAAAGGAUUGUUGGUGUCAUGGCCAUUGUGGGUGAUCAUUGAUGUUUAUGGAACAACACAAGAAGUCCAGCUCCAAGGCAUUCCUGAUUCCAGUCCUUGUGUUCCUAAAGUAUCAUUAGAUACCCAGCCCCAGCGCUCUGAGACUCUGGAAGAAGACUGUAUUGUCUGCUGUUCUCGAAAAGUUGACUCUGUUUUGUACAAAUGUGGACACAUGUGUAUGUGCUAUGGCUGUGGUAAGAAGCUCCUCAGUGGGAACUCAAAAUGCCCAAUCUGCAGACAACGAAUCAAAGAGAUCAUCAAGACGUACCGCAGUUAAAAUCUCAGGAUUAGCAUAUGAUCUCAGUUUGUUGGACUGUUUGAGUGACCUGCCUUUGAACAUCAGCAGCUUGGCUCCCCACCUUGCUAAUCACAUCUUUUGUGGCACUUGGACAUGUUGACCAGUAGGGCAUAACACAAAUGUGAGCACUCAGUGGUUAUGAAGAUCCAAUCCAAAUCUGAAAUGUAGGGAGAAGGAUGAGAUGGAGAGAGACAGGAAUGUGUAUGGAGAAAUGGACAGGGAGAGGGACAGGCUGUGUGGGAGAGCAAAAGGAUAUAAACAGAGUGAAAUAAAGAGCAUCAAGUUAGGAUGGGAAGCAGCUGGAAAGUUAAGGAAUGUGACUUGAGUUAGAGAAGUAAGGAUUCAGCUGGAAAGAGGAAGCAGUCCCAGUUAUUGAAGCAGUCAGACAAAUUGAACAACUAAGAAUUUUAUUAAUGAGGAUGAGGUUACAACCAAUUAAUCAAAGGUAAGUCCAAGAAUUGGAGAUUAUUGAAUGGGGCAAGUGGGAGAGACAAAGCACAACUCAAGAUGAUAUGUGGUGAUAUGAAGGAAUAUGUGCACUGACACAUGAGAUAUAACAACCCACAGUCUUCUUGGGCCAAUAUUGUCUAAGCCUUUAGCUAUUACCUUUUCAUUGUCAGUAGGUUCCCUAUAUUUGAGAAAAAUAUCUGCGUCCCUCUUCUACUGACUAAAGAGCUGAUAUGUGGACUUGGCCUUCAUUUUGCACAACAACAAACCACCACCUCAUCCAGUUUGGUUUUGCUUCAUUAUUCCUUUACAAGCAAUAGUAGGGACUUGUAUUCCCCCACCUAGGAAAGGUUAGAGUGUGUGUGACAGAUUUCUGGGAUUCAUACUUGGUCAUUUAUGAGAGAUGAAUAUGAAUGAACGGCGGAUUUCGGACUGAAUCAUAACAGUUUGGUUCUGUGCUGCAGCUUUAAAUUGCACUUCUGCCAUUGCUUCUCUGAAGUGAAAUGUUAAUGACUCAAACCUUAAAAAAAUUGUAAUGAAGCUCUUGUAUUUAUGUAAACUCUAUAGUUUUCCUGCCUUAUAAUAUUUUGGGAUCUCUGAGCUCCUUCAAUUUUGGUCUCUUCCGUCUCUCUGACUUUAUUUGCUGCACCAGUAGUGGUUGUUCUUGCAGCUACCAAAGCCCUAAGUUCUCUAAGCCCCCUCCUUAAAUCUCUCUCUCCCUCCCUUUCCACUUUUAAUGCACUCCAUAAAACCUACCCCUUUGAUCAAGCUUUUUGUCCUCUGUUCUAUUAUCUCUUUAUGUGGCUCCAUCUCCUGAUAAUAGUCCUGUGAAGCAUCUUUGUACAUUUUGCUAUGUUAAAGGCACUGUAUAAAUGCAGGUUAUUGCUGUUAGGAUAUAGUAACUUUAUAAAUUGUACAUUUUUUGACUGUACUCAUGCUUUUCUAAUGUAAUGUUACACUGUGGCCAUAAAGGAUUUAUAUUUUUAUAAAA